CUGUUCAACUUUGUAAUAAGCGCAGUUCUUCUCAAUUCCCCAUUUCCCACCUUAUCUUCUUCCUCCAAUUUCUCUUCUCUACCUCUUUCGUUUCCUUAACAAUGGCGGACGAUGACUCAAUUGAACCCAUUGCCUCUCAGCAGGAAGUAGAAGGAGAAGGAGAAAACAAGCAAAAUGAGCAAAACCCUGAUGCCCACAGUUCUUCAGAUAGUUCAGAAUCCGAGUAUGACUCCGACAAUUCUUCCUACUCCGACGAGGAAGUGGAAGAGCCACUUGUUUAUACUCGGCCGGGAGAGGAGCCGCCGGAGUCGGAGAACACUCCGGAAGUGAACAUUCGGCGGUUUAGUCAAGUCCUCGACAGCAAGCGAAUGAAGAAGUACCAAGAAGAAGAGGAUGAGGACUAUGUGUAUCAUGAAGACCUUUUUGAUUUUCCUGAGGACCCUGAAAAUUGGAGAGAGGAGGACUUGCAGGAGCUUUGGAUGGAUGCUCCAGUGGAAAUGGCGAAGCCUGGUUGGGACCCAAUUUGGGCGGACGAGGAGGAUUGGGAGAUUGUUAGGAAUGAGGUUAAGGCUGGGAAAGAUCCUCCAAUUGCACCAUUCUAUGUCCCUUACCGGAGACCAUUCCCUGCAAUUCCAGAUAACCAUUUCGAUAUAUCAAAUCCAAAAGCAGUGAUUGAAGAAUUGGAUAGGAUUGAGGAGUUCCUCAGAUGGGUCAGCUACAUUUUUCCUGAUGGAAGCUCGUAUGAAGGCACUGUUUGGGAUGAUUUGGCUCAUGGGAAGGGUGUUUACGUUGCUGAACAGGGGCUGGUCAGGUAUGAAGGUGAAUGGCUGCAGAACAAUAUGGAGGGUCAUGGGGUGGUUGAGGUUGAUAUUCCCGACAUAGAACCUGUUCCUGGUUCCAAGCUUGAAGAAAAAAUGCGUGCUGAAGGGAAAAUAAUCUCUAGAGAUUAUAUGACACCAGAAGACAAAAAGUGGCUGGAAAUGGACAUUGAAGAUAGCAUCCGUCUGGCUGGAGGAAAUUAUGAGAUUCCUUUUUAUGAGAGAGAUGAAUGGAUCAAACAUUUUGGAGAGAAACCGGAGAAAGGUCGGUACCGCUAUGCUGGUGAAUGGAAGCAUGGCAGGAUGCAUGGAUGUGGAGUAUAUGAAAUUAAUGAGCGCACAAUAUGGGGGAGGUUCUAUUUUGGGGAGCUGUUGGAGGAUCCUACUGGAUGUGAUGAGGACACCUCAGCGCUUCAUGCAGGCUUAGCAGAAGUUGCUGCUGCAAAGGCCCGAAUGUUUGUCAACAAACCUGAUGGAAUGGUUAGAGAAGAGAGAGGUCCAUAUAGUGAUCCUCAGCAUCCCUAUUUCUAUGAGGAAGAAGAUACAUGGAUGGCUCCGGGAUUCAUCAAUCAAUUUUAUGAAGUCCCUGACUAUUGGAAAACAUAUGCGCACGAGGUAGAUCAGGAAAGAGAAAUGUGGUUAAAUUCCUUUUACAAAGCUCCGCUGAGAUUACCGAUGCCUGCAGAACUUGAAUACUGGUGGUCACAAGAUCAUACUCCUGAGUUCAUUCUCAUCAACAAGGAACCAGAGCCUGAUCCAGAAGAUCCAUCAAAGCUUGUAUACACUGAAGAUCCUCUCAUCCUACACACACCGACAGGACGAUUAAUAAAUUAUGUUGAAGAUGAGGAGUACGGAGUUCGUUUGUUUUGGCAGCCACCCUUGAAAGAAGGGGAGGAUGUCGACCCAGGGAAGGUUGAGUUUUUACCACUUGGCUUUGAUGAGUUUUAUGGUAAAGGGGUUAUCCAAAAGAAGGAAAACUUUUGGAUGCGGCUUGUAUCUGGGCUGGAAAAUGGAUUGAAAUCAAGACUCGAAAACUUUGAAAAAUGGGCUGAAGAGAAAAAGAAAGAUAGUGAGAUGAAGAAAGAGCUAAUUGAAAAAGAACUUGAACUGAUAGAAGCUGAAAUUUGUCUGGAAGAGGCCAUUGAGGAUAUGGAAGAGGAACUGGAAAGGAAAGAGAAAGAGGAAGAGAAGAAGGUGGAGAUGGGUUUGCUUGAUGAAGAUGUUACUUCAUCAAUCAACCUAGAUAAAAAGGCAUCAGUUGAAGAGGAAGAUGGAGAAGAAGAUGAGGACGACGAUGAGGACGUGGAUGAUGCUCCACCGUCCAGUUUUGGUUCUAUUUCAGCUGAUCAAGACCCAUCAAAGGAUCAGAAGCCAAACAAGCCAAGAGAUUCACCAUUUUCUACAGCUUCACUGCAUUUUGCUUCUAGUACUCCUGUUUCAGGGGUUCCGUCCAGACUGAUUCAAUCCAUUUUGCCCUGGACCAAGGGUAGAUCAACGUUGAAGGUGUCACCUUCCUCGUGUACUAGCUGUGACUGCUGCUCGGAAUCAUUCCAUUCAGUCUGUUUUCCAAGGAUGCCAAGCUCAAAGGGAAGCUUGAAGGCCAUUGUACCAUCCAAAUGGCAGAACAAAUCCAGAAUCCACCUAACUCAAAAUAAAUUGCUGUUGUGUCCCAGAGCUGAAUCUCGUCCAUAUCAUUUGGUUUCAUUAAAUCCCAACCAGUUAACACCAUGUGACGAUCAGUUCAACGAAACAGGGGGGAUUAGACACAGCAUAUUGUCUUGGCACAGACCAUUAGAUGAUUUGGAAUCAUAUGCAGGUACUACCAAAAGAUAACCAUUUGUAAAACCUAUUCACUUGAUUUCAGAGAGCAAUUUUGCAAGAGCUACUUUGUAUCAAUUGUAUUUCUUUAAAUGUCCAUCACAUGGCCAUGAAAUGGGUUUCAGGAUAAACAUUCUUUUUCCCUUUCUUUUUA
Messenger RNA from Benincasa hispida (wax gourd), 2790 nucleotides. RefSeq names its product MORN (Membrane Occupation and Recognition Nexus) repeat-containing protein. The record is from RefSeq and is a predicted model, not a curated record. Lineage: Eukaryota; Viridiplantae; Streptophyta; Magnoliopsida; Cucurbitales; Cucurbitaceae.